This is a messenger RNA of Botrytis porri, 750 nucleotides long. RefSeq lists its product as uncharacterized. The transcript has a single exon. Bases 1 to 750 code for a protein of 249 amino acids. NCBI's taxonomy places the organism in Eukaryota, Fungi, Ascomycota, Leotiomycetes, Helotiales, Sclerotiniaceae. The record is from RefSeq and is a predicted model, not a curated record.
AUGUCAACCGAGUGUCAACUCCUAGCAAAAAUAUGGUGCUCACCAACACCUACAGCACCUCUCCUAAAGGCACUCCAUGCUGAAUGCCUAUCAUACCUCGAGUCUGUCAAACUGUCAACAUCCUGCUCAAGUCCUGAGCCUCGCACUUUAGAAAGUCUACCUGCCGAGAUCCAAGACAAGAUUAUUGGUUAUUUAGGAUUUGUAGGAAAAACUAAGCUGCGACAGACGAACCAUUUCUACAACGCCACCAUUCCAGCUCCUACUCCUACUAACGAAGGACUCCGCGAGUUAAUCCUCGCUACCGAAAGUGAAAAGUAUGCAAGAAAAAACAAACUAUUGGCUUGUAACAAUUGUUUACGCUUGCGACAUAGAUCCAGAUUCACAGACAUUCAGGCAGAAGGAAAGAGAAUCCGCAAUGGUCCACAUCGCCAUCUUCGUCUUUGCCUGCAGUGUGCAAUGUGGAAGGGAUUGUAUCGGCCUGGUGAAUUUGUCCAAGUAAACGGCGAAGAUGUGUACAUCUGUCGAUGUAGGAGUAUCACACCAAAGGCAAACUUACCCUCUAAUUGGCUUAAACAUAAACGAUGUGCGGAUUGUUAUUCAAAAAUAGAAAGAGCACGGCAGAGGAGACAGGACAGCGAGCCCAAGGAGAGGAAUGCAUGGAUAACAAGGAUGACAGGGUUCACUCCGGAGCAGUUACAAGAACAAAGGACCAUGUACUUCCAUUUUGGAUCCCGACGCACGUCUUUCUAG